This is a messenger RNA of Botrytis byssoidea, 573 nucleotides long. RefSeq lists its product as uncharacterized. The transcript is spliced from 4 exons. The record is from RefSeq and is a predicted model, not a curated record. NCBI's taxonomy places the organism in Eukaryota, Fungi, Ascomycota, Leotiomycetes, Helotiales, Sclerotiniaceae. Bases 1 to 573 code for a protein of 190 amino acids.
AUGGCUUUAGCGCCGCUCCGCAUCGUUGAAGAUCCUGCAUCCUUUCGAGUUUCUUCAUCAGCAGUUUCAAAACAUUCAACGAGCAGGUUGUAUUUAUAUUAUGUUGUAGGCAAAGAAUACACCGGUCUUGAUAGCAGGAUUAUAUCAACUCGUUUAAGUGGUCUCGAAAAACUUGAUGCUUCGAUACUGAAGGCAUUGCAAAAAGGUCCCAAUAUCAAAGAAAAGCCCCUCGCGCUCCAGAUAAAGAGAUACCGCUCACUGCGAAGUUACUUCUACAAGAAGCUCUUGAAGGUUUACCACGAGGAGAUUGGGGACGCCGCCACUAUGCCACUUCCAGAUGAGGAUGACAAGAACUGCGCGACGAAGCAACGCUACACAGGCCUGGACAAUACGAGUCAAAACAAUCAUAUACAGGAUGGAGAGGUCAUUACUCAGCAUCGAAUGGAAGGAAGAGAGGGAUACACAAAGACAACACUUCAGGCGAAUAUCAGGCAUCGUGUUCUUGGUGUUGUAUGGCUGUUUAUAAGAGAAGCUUGGGUAUAUACACUCAAAGAUUCCUCUCGCAGGAUAUAA